UCGAUCGCACCCGAUUAUCACUCUGUGCAUAGUAUCUAUAUACGUAACUGCUCGCAUCGCAUUCGUAGUGACCUACCAAAUGAGAUAGAAUUGAGGAUUAUGAGCACAGAUAUUUCUAAUACUACGGGCGAAAAUCGGACAAAAGUGAUUGUAUCCACUUGCGAGUCUUCCUCUUGUCGCGAGUCUAGAAACGUCGCCGUCGACAUCCCCGACAUCGCACCGUCGUCGGGACGAAAGUGCUCGUGUCCGUCGAGGCCGUCAACGGCGAUUCGCUGCGCGCCUUUUCGCAGACGGGUAUCCUUCAGUGACACCACCGCCUUCAUUGGGACCGCCGCCGACGAUUAUCGCUGCGCUACGAUUAUGCAAGAUGACGAUCCAAGGAGCUCGUGUCACGAUAAUGGCAGAGAAUCCGAGAGUAAUAUCGCGAGAGAACGGGAAAAGAACUUCGACUACGACAUUUGGCAGGCGGACGAUUCGUCGACCGGUAGAAGCGAUGACGGAUAUUCGGAAAGUACCCCGAGGAUCGAUAAUUACGCGGAAAAUUGUCGCGCAUCCGGUUGCACUUUCGACGAAGGUCAGCGUUCGGAAGAUAUCGAUGAGCAAACGAUCGAGAACGAUUACGGACGCGUGCGAGGAGACUGGAGAGGCGAGGAUGACGUCUGUUCAGCGGUUCGCGCGAUUGAAAAUGAGAAACAGGAAAUAAGAAAAGACGAUAUCGUGUUGAAAUCAAAUGAGAACUUAUUAAAUCACAUUCGCAAAGAUGUAGAUUCGAUCGUUGACGAUGAGCAUCGCAUGCGAGGAGGCUGCGGUGGAUGUUGCUGCGGAGCACGUGAGAACAUUCGGAGGAGUUACGGUGGUUGUUGGGAAGGAUUCUCGCAGCUAAAUGAAUCAUGCGCGUCCAAUCCGAACGUCAAGGCAGCAUCGUGCACCAUGUCGUCGCGUUGUUGGUGUCGUUGCCCUCGAGUCUGCAAGAAAGCAGCGAAAUGCGAAACGCCUCCGUGCACGACAGACGUCCGAAGCUGCAGCGGCGGUAGAUGUUGCGGCGGCGGAUGUCGUUGCGAGAAACCCGGUCAGAUCUGCAUAUCGUCGCCGAAAAUCUGCAGGUCACCAGCUCGUGCAUCGCGUGGAAAAUCACCCUGCGCGUCGCGUUGUCCUUCGCAGUCACCUUGUCCCAGCAGAGGCUGUUGCAGCGGAGCCUUUGAACGUGCAAGGUCGAGCAACUUGAGAUGCCGGUCCAUCAUUGAUAGUGGAUGCUGCAUCAGCGAGAGAGCAAAGUGCGGUAUCGAGGGAGCUUGCUGCCGGCUGAGAUUGCAAUGCGAAUGUCUCGGUGGUGGCCUCGACUGUCGGCGAUGCGGAAGGAAAGUCUACCAGGCUGAGAUGCAAAUCGUUUCCGGAGUACCGUACCAUUCCAUUUGCUUCAGUUGCUUUUGUUGCCGAAAGCCAUUGGAAUCGCUAACUUAUCAGGAGAAUUGCGGCGAGAUUUAUUGCAAACAAUGUUACGUUCGUAAUUUCGGACCGCAAGGAUAUGGUUAUGGUGUGGGAGCAGGCGUACUGCAGACUCCCUUGUGAACUCGUCGAUUAUCUAAUAUCGGUCGCAUAGUCGCAUACGAAAGUAUUCAAGUAUAGUUAUACACAUUUUUUCUCAUACGCUUCUCUGUUUCUUCAUGAUAAUCGUACAAUAUCAAACACGAAUGUUUUUUUGUGGUAUCAUAACGUUUUGUACGUUUCGUAUACACGAUAUUUGGUGGGCGUUUUUUUUUUAAUCGAAUAAAA
Nylanderia fulva is the source of this 1773-nucleotide messenger RNA. RefSeq lists its product as uncharacterized. Gene Ontology annotation, cellular component: nucleus; Z disc; cytoplasm. NCBI's taxonomy places the organism in Eukaryota, Metazoa, Arthropoda, Insecta, Hymenoptera, Formicidae. Gene Ontology annotation, biological process: sarcomere organization; muscle tissue development. The record is from RefSeq and is a predicted model, not a curated record. Gene Ontology annotation, molecular function: structural constituent of muscle; actinin binding.